UAACCAUCGCUACAGACUUACUGCACAACCAUCCACAGUCUCAAAUAGCUCCCGAGAGGGGCCACCACCACUCCCGCGCCGCACGAUGCGCCGCAAUACCUUCCCGCUGCGGCCCAAAGCCGACGAUGUCCGCGUGCGAGCGCCGGAGCAGCCAAAGCGCAAGAUCUUCAACUGCAUCGUCGAUGACACCGCUUUGAUAGCUGGAGUCAAGAAGAGCACCCGCGACGGCAUCCGCAAGUGGAUUGCCCAAGACGCCAUCCGCCUCUUCGUCCCGCUUCACACUCUCGCCCAGAUUAACCGCCUGAAGAUUGGCAAUGACCGCACCAGCGCCGAUGCCCGCGAGGCCGUCAAAUGGCUCGACGACAUCACCUCCAUGCCCGCCGUCGAAACAUCCGGCCGCGUCCAGCUCGAAGGCGUUGACGAAGCAUAUGAUACCUGGGAGGAGGUGGAGAAAUUCAUGCUGCCCGAGACGCUGCUCUCCAUGGAGGAGAGCGAAUCAGACGAGGAUGAAUACCACGAAGACCUGGAGAGUUCCUUCAACGCCCUCGACCUCUCCGACGAGACCUCGAUGAGCUCUACCCACAGCGUCCCAAACUCGCCAAAGUCGCCACAGUCGGCAGUAUUCUCUGAGAGAUCCAACAAGCCGGCCGAUGGUAGCCCGCGCAAGCAAAUGCCGGCUGCCCUCGCUUUGGAGUCUCCCAACCGCACCGCUCGCAACAGCGCAGAGCUUCCCCGGACUGAAAAGCCUCCCAAGGGCAGUGUUCCCGCCUACCUUCGGCCACUGUUCAAUCAUAUCCUCUGGAGGAUCCACAAGGAGAGCAACCCCGACGCCGCCCUUGAGAACUUUAUCCUCCUCACAAACGAUCCCGCCAAGCAGAUGAUCGCUCAGAAGUUCGGCAUCCGGGCUAAGCGCCUGGAGCAGCUUCGGGAUGCCGUCGCGCGCGAGGAUCGAGAAUACAAGAACCAUCUAACGAUGUUCAAGAUGGAGUUCGAAGCGCACAAGGCGAAGGAGAACACUUCGGCUGAGCCCAAGGCUGCGGAUCGACCCAAAUCCAGCUACACGCCAGCUAGUAAGCCUACGACGGACUCAGAUGACGAGGACGAGGUGCUCUUGAAGCGUGCCCCACGUGGACCGUCUCAUCCUACCAGCAACCAGCGGGUCAUGGAUCCGAAUGACUUUGGACGCGCAAAUCAGCAUCACUCCGCACGCGGCGGCCGAGGUGGCUUCGGGCCCGUUCGUGGGCGUGGUGGACCGCCCCGUGGAGGACCGCGAGGAGGCUUUGCGCCUCGCGGAGCUUACGUGCCUUCAGGACCGACUUUCCGCUCUCCACCUGCCCCUCGUCACGAUCCGAACCAACCUAUCGAUCCGGAUUCGUUUGCUCGUCCCGCAGUUCGAGGGGGUCCUGUUCGCGGAGCUAGGAAGCUAUGGGAGCCAAAUUGAGCAAGUUGCAAGGCAUCAAUUAUGAUACGCUUUGAUUCGUUUCGACUCUCGUAUCCAAGCUCGUCGGUCACGGAGAGCUA
Messenger RNA from Trematosphaeria pertusa, 1521 nucleotides. RefSeq lists its product as uncharacterized. The record is from RefSeq and is a predicted model, not a curated record. The transcript has 2 exons. Bases 86 to 1441 code for a protein of 451 amino acids. Lineage: Eukaryota; Fungi; Ascomycota; Dothideomycetes; Pleosporales; Trematosphaeriaceae.